Aspergillus fischeri NRRL 181 is the source of this 876-nucleotide messenger RNA. RefSeq names its product fgaFS/easG family protein. The transcript has 2 exons. Lineage: Eukaryota; Fungi; Ascomycota; Eurotiomycetes; Eurotiales; Aspergillaceae. Bases 1 to 876 code for a protein of 291 amino acids. The record is from RefSeq and is a predicted model, not a curated record.
AUGGCAAUCCUUUUGACUGGGGGCACGGGCAAAACAUCAAUCCGAGUAGCGCGCUUCCUCCAAAAUGAUAAUAUCCCCUUCCUACUAGCUUCCCGCCGCGGCCAGUCCGCCGCUCCUGCCGACAUGCCGGCCGUCAAGUUCGACUGGCUAGAUAAGGAUACCUGGCGCAUUCCGUUCGACUACAAGUUCGUCAAUGACCAGGUGAUUUCUGCCAUCUAUCUGAUGGAACCACAGGCGCCGCAGCCUUGGAAGCCCUUGAAUGAGUUUAUCGACUACGCGCUGGAGGAGCACGGCGUCCGUCGCUUCGUCCUCGUGGCCGGUAGCUCGGCCGAGUGUGGCAAGCCGGGUAUGGGCAUGGUCUGGCAGCAUUUCCUGGACAGGCAGGUGGAUUAUUGCGUGCUUCGGCCGAGUUGGUUUAUGGAAAAUCUAACCGAGGAUGGUCCGCGCCACCUCAUCCGGGACCAAAGCAAGACCUAUACUGCCUGCGGGCAGGGCAAAAUCCCCUUUGUCAGCGCUACGGAUAUCGCGGCCGUCGCCUAUCGCGCUCUGACGGACCGCGACUCACACAACUGUGACCACCGGGUGUUGGGUCCGGAGCUCUUGACGUAUGAUGAUAUUGCCGAGAAGCUGAGCCAUGCCCUGGGACGAACGAUUGAGCACGUCAAGCUUUCGGGAGAGGAGCGGUACCAGGGCCUGGUAAACGCGGGUGUCUCCGAGUACUACGCGGGCUUCUUGACAAAGCUGGAGGUUGCGGCCUCGACUGGGUUUGAGACACGAGAGAAUGAUGAAGUUGAGAAAGUGACUGGGCGACCUCCGAGGAGCUUCGAUCUCUUUGCGCAGGAGAAUCGGUCGGCGUGGGUUCCAGAGGGCAAAUGA